This is a messenger RNA of Exophiala aquamarina CBS 119918, 687 nucleotides long. RefSeq lists its product as uncharacterized. The record is from RefSeq and is a predicted model, not a curated record. Lineage: Eukaryota; Fungi; Ascomycota; Eurotiomycetes; Chaetothyriales; Herpotrichiellaceae. Gene Ontology annotation, biological process: DNA damage response. The coding region runs from base 1 to 687 and encodes 228 amino acids. The transcript has a single exon. Gene Ontology annotation, cellular component: external side of plasma membrane.
AUGGCUCCGACCGUGAUUAACGUGCAGGGGAAAGCAAAGCUGUACCGCGUCGCGGAGCGCGCUAAACUCGACAUUGAAAUAUCAUCAUCGGAAUACGAACAGUCCACAGCAUCCGCCAACGUCGUCACGACGGUCAGCAGCCUACAAAACCAGCUCGACGAGAUCUGCACACGGGCUGACAACGGGGAGAUCUCGCCCUCAGCGCCCGUGAGCUUCUACUCGAUCGGCUCACUGACGACAAGCAGCGACGACGAAUACGACGAAGAUCACAACAAGACCGGCAAGCGGCUCUACAAAGCGACUAGCAGCGUCGACAUCCGGUUCCGGGACUUCGCGAAGCUAGGCGAGAUGGUCGUCGCGUUUUCGACCGUGCCCUUCGUCAGCCUCCAGGGGAUAGAGUGGAAACUGACCGAGGAGAAGCAGGCCGCGCUCGAGGAGCAGGCGAAGCUCGACGCCCUCCGCCAUGCGUUCAAGCGCGCCACGGGCUAUGCGGAUGUGAUUGGGAGGAGGAACGUCACGCCCGUCAAGAUCGACGAUACCCACUACAUGUUCGCCGAGGGUCGGGUCAUGCAAACCGCCCGCAAGGUCUCUUCGAAUGCGAGCUAUGGCAUCGGUGUGGGCCUGGACUUCGAACCGCAGCAGGUCGAGGUCAACGCCACCCUCGAGGUCGAGUUUCACGCUGAGUGA